This is a messenger RNA of Vigna angularis (adzuki bean), 3852 nucleotides long. Its product is annotated as TMV resistance protein N. Gene Ontology annotation, molecular function: ATP hydrolysis activity; ADP binding. The record is from RefSeq and is a predicted model, not a curated record. NCBI's taxonomy places the organism in Eukaryota, Viridiplantae, Streptophyta, Magnoliopsida, Fabales, Fabaceae. The transcript is spliced from 14 exons. Gene Ontology annotation, biological process: signal transduction; defense response.
GCAAUGAUUUGUCGUCGUCAUUACGGUGUUGUUAGAACUUUCAACCAAUGAGUAGAAUGGUUGUGAUUUGCUCCUAAGCAUUUCUCUUGAGGCACCAAUUUUGUUCUUCAGCAACAACGAAGUUUCAUCUCUUCCAUGUCUCUCUCAGGCAGCGAUGAUGAAAUGGAGAUGGACUUUCUUCGUGAUCGGUAUCAGGAAAUGCACAGCGGAAACUUUGAAGUGUUUCUGAGUUUCAGAGGGGAAGAUACACGUGCUUCUUUCACUUCGCAUCUCUACACCGCUCUUCAGAAUGCAGGAAUCCUUGUUUUCAAGGAUGACGAGUCACUUCCUCGGGGAAAGCAAAUUUCACCCUCUUUGCGGCUAGCCAUAGAAGAGUCUCGAAUUUCUAUUGUUGUUUUCUCAAAAAAUUAUGCAGAGUCGUUUUGGUGUUUGAAAGAGUUGGAAAAAAUAAUGGAGUGUCACAGAACCAUAGGGAAUGUGGUAAUACCAGUGUUUUACGACGUUGACUCCUCUGAAGUACGUCAUCAAAGAGGCGACUUUGGGAAAGCAUUUCAACAUCUUUUGAGCAAGUUUUCUAAAGAGGAGGAGAAAAAGGUUCUGGAUUGGAAGCAGAGUUGGUGGAAGACUCUUCGUGAGAGUUGGUGGAAGAUUCUUCGUGAGAUUGGUGGCAUCUCAGCGGUUGAAAUCCUAUGUUCCAGUAGGAUGGAAAGGGUAGACAAACUCCAGGACCUUUGGAAAGAGACACUUCUUGAGGUUGUUCAGAUCUCAAAGAUUUUAGACUUAAAUCCAAGGGGGAAAAUGAAGAUUGCUGAAAGUAUAGAGAUCCUCGUGAGGCAGUCGAUGGCGGGACUUUUUAAAGGUGCUGAAAUCCCAUUUAGAAAAGAGAAGAUUGAUGAUCCGAUGGACUUCCUCGAGAAGCAAUGGAGGGAGGUAUUUUGUGAGCCUGUUAGCACCUCAGAGGUUGCAUUACUAGAUCCAUGUGGAGAAACAGAGCUUGCUAAGGCGAUAAAAUUACACGUGAAGCAUUGUAGGAAGGCACUUUUUGAGGCUGCUGGCAUCUCAGGGGACGCAGUCUUGAAUUCCUGCGGAAAAAGGGAGAUUAGUAAUGCGAUAGAACUCCACAUGGAACAUUGGAGGGACGCAUUUUCUGAGGAAGCUGGUACCAUCUUAGAUUCCAAUCAAAUAGGUUCUGUACUGGGGAUGGUUCAUUCUGAGAUACGGUACCUCCGGGAUCAUUGGUGGGAGAAAGUUCGUGAGGCUUAUGGUAGAUAUGGGGAUAACCAACUAUAUUCCAGAAAAAUUGACAUAGAACUCCACUUGGAGAAAUGCACUAAGGAUCUUCGUGAGGCUAUUGCCAUCCCAAGAGGUGCAGUCUCUAUAUCAAGUUUUCAAAAGCUGAAGGCUUACAAUCGGAUAGAGAGCCUUGUAGAAUAUUGGAGUAUCGCACUCUGUGAGGCUGCUGAAAUUUCGAGGUUGGCAGUCCAGCACUACAGAGGAAUAACGGAUAAUGAGAUCAACUACAUCAAGAAGCAUGCUAGCGACGCACUUCAUGAAGCUGCUGGCAUCUCCGGGGUUGUAAUCCUUAAUUCUAGGAAUGAAAGUGAGGCUGUGAAAAAUAUUGUUAAAAAUGUUACAAGUUUGUUGGACAAGACAGAGUUCUUUGUUGCCAAGAAUCCUGUCGGAGUAGAAUCUCGAGUGCAGGAAAUGGUUCAAUUGCUAGAACAAAAACAAUCAAACGAUGUUCUAAUACUUGGGGUAUGGGGGAUGGGAGGCAUUGGAAAAACAACUAUUGCAAAAGCAAUUUACAAUAAGAUUGGGCGAAAUUUUGAGGGAAGGAGUUUCCUUGCAGAUAUUAGGGAGGUUUGGGGGCAAGAAGCUGGCCACGUUUGUUUACAAGAACAACUUCUAUUUGAUAUCCACAAAGAAAACAGUACAAAGAUACGUAACACUGAAUCAGGAAAAGUUAUACUAAGAGAAAGACUUCGGCGUAAAAGGAUACUUCUUAUACUUGAUGAUGUAAAUAAAUUACAGCAAUUAAAUGCUUUGUGUGGAAAUCGUGAAUGGUUUGGUUCAGGGAGUAGAAUAAUCAUCACAACCAGAGACAUACAUUUACUUAGAGCGAAAAGAGUUGAUCAGGUUUGCGCAAUGACAGGAAUGAAUGUAGAUGAAUCUAUUGAGCUGUUUAGUUGGCAUGCAUUCAAACAAGCAAGUCCCAAAGAAGAUUUUAUUGAACUUUCAAGAAACGUAGUUGCUUAUGCUGGGGGCUUGCCACUUGCUCUUGAAGUCCUUGGGUCUUAUUUGUUUGAUAUGGAGAUAACAGAAUGGAAGAGUGUAUUGGAAAAACUUAGGAAAAUUCCUAAUGAUGAAGUACAGGAGAAGUUAAAAAUAAGCUAUGAUGGUUUAAGUGAUGAUACUGAGAAAGGAAUAUUCCUUGAUAUAGCAUGUUUCUUUAUAGGAAAGGAUCGAAAUGAUGUUAUACAUAUAUUGAAUGGUUGUGGACUUUUCGCAGAAAAUGGAAUACGUGUCUUGGUAGAGCGAAGUCUUGUAACUGUGGAUGAUAAGAACCAACUUGGAAUGCAUGAUUUGCUACGGGACAUGGGAAGGGAAAUUAUUCGUUCAAAAUCACCAAUGGAGCUUGAGGAGCGUAGCAGGUUAUGGUUUCAUGAGGAUGUGCUUGAUGUGUUAUCAAAAGAAACUGGAACAAAAUUUAUUGAGGGAUUGACUUUGAAGUUACCUAGAACUAAUACAAAAUCUCUGUGCACUAAAGCAUUUAUGAACAUGAAGAAACUCAGGUUGCUGCAACUUUCUGGUGUAGAACUUGUUGGAGAUUUUGAAUAUCUUUCCAAAGACCUGAUAUGGCUUUGUUGGCAUGGAUUUCCUUUUGCCUUCAUACCAACAAGCUUUUAUCAAGGAAGUCUAGUUUCUAUUGAGUUAGAAAAUAGUAAGAUUACCAUGGUGUGGAAAGCGACUCAGCUGAUGGAGAAGUUGAAAAUUCUUAAUCUUAGCCAUUCUCAUUAUUUAACAAAGACACCAGACUUUUUGAAUUUGCCCAAUGUUGAAAAGCUUAUACUCAUGGAUUGUCCAAGGCUGUCUGAAAUUUCAUAUACCAUUGGUCAUCUCACCAAAGUUCUACUAAUAAACUUUCAAGAUUGUAUUAGCCUUCGUAACCUUCCAAGAAGUAUCUAUAAGUUGAAAUCUCUUAAAACACUCAUUCUUUCGGGUUGUCUAAAGAUUGAUAAGUUGGAAGAGGACAUAGAACAGAUGGAGUCUUUGACAACCCUUGUUGCUGACAAGACUGCUAUAAGAAGGGUGCCCUUUUCAAUAGUCAGAUCUAAAAGUAUUGGAUAUAUUUCAUUAUGUGGUUAUGAAGGAUUUUCACGCGAUGUGUUUCCCUCUAUCAUUUGGUCUUGGAUGUCACCAGUAAAUAGUCUGUCUUCUCGUGUUCAAACAUUGGUAGACAUGUCUUCUCUUGUUUCUUUAGAUGUACAAAAUAGCAGUUCCAAUCAGCUAUCAUAUAUAUCUGAGGAACUUCCAAAGCUUCAAAGUCUUUGGAUAGAGUGUGGUUCUGAUCUUCAACUUUCUCGAGAUACAACGAGUAUUUUGGAUGCUUUAAAUGCGACAAAUUCUGAAGAAUCGGAGUCAUAUGGAACAACAUCACAAAUGCAGAAUGUAUUUACGUUAAUUGAAUGCAAUUCAAGAUCUAAAUUGUUUGAGAAGACACUUUUAAUUCAGAUGGGAAGGAGUUGGGAAAUCACACAUAUUCUGAAACAGAGAAUUUUACAGGUUCCUUUCUUUCUCUUUCUCUCUUAAAUGCAUCUAAUUAUAAUAUUUUUAUGACAUAAAUAUUUGUCA